CCGCGCGUUGAGCCGGGCGCGCGUGUGCUACUGAUGGCGCCCCGUGGCGGCCGGUGAGGCGCCGGCCCCGCCGACCGCCUCGGGUCGACGGGCCAGCCAGGCCAGACGGCCGUUCGUCCCAACAUGUCCUUGCUCAGCGUUACAGUAAAAAAGGCGCGCUAUGUUUCCAUGCAAGGAGUACAACAGUUCAACACUUACGUGACACUUAAACUACAGAAUGUCAAGUCUACGACGGUGACAGUUAAGGGUCCGACUCCAUGUUGGGAGCAAGACUUCCUAUUUGAAAUCAAUGACAUCAACCUGGGCCUCCUGGUGGAGGUGUGGAACAAAGGCGUGAUCUGGGACAAAGCCCUCGGCUACCACUACCUGCCUCUCACUUCCGUGGCAUAUGACGAGUCGGACGGUGGGGGGCGGUGGGUGGAGUUGGAAGCGCAGGUGAUGAUGCGAGGUGGCGCCGUCGUCGGCACCACAGGCCCCACUGGCAAUGCCUUGCUGUUGGACUGCAGGUUCGAGCCGCCUUUUGGUAAGUAA
Messenger RNA from Helicoverpa zea (corn earworm), 531 nucleotides. Its product is annotated as protein unc-13 homolog A-like. Lineage: Eukaryota; Metazoa; Arthropoda; Insecta; Lepidoptera; Noctuidae. Bases 124 to 531 code for a protein of 135 amino acids. Gene Ontology annotation, biological process: chemical synaptic transmission. Gene Ontology annotation, cellular component: plasma membrane. The record is from RefSeq and is a predicted model, not a curated record. The transcript has 5 exons. Gene Ontology annotation, molecular function: syntaxin-1 binding; diacylglycerol binding; calmodulin binding.